This is a messenger RNA of Scylla paramamosain (green mud crab), 4333 nucleotides long. It is a transcript of the gene beta'COP, whose product is annotated as coatomer subunit beta'-like. The transcript is spliced from 20 exons. Gene Ontology annotation, molecular function: protein binding; structural molecule activity. The record is from RefSeq and is a predicted model, not a curated record. The coding region runs from base 109 to 3945 and encodes 1278 amino acids. Gene Ontology annotation, biological process: endoplasmic reticulum to Golgi vesicle-mediated transport; intracellular protein transport; intra-Golgi vesicle-mediated transport. Lineage: Eukaryota; Metazoa; Arthropoda; Malacostraca; Decapoda; Portunidae. Gene Ontology annotation, cellular component: COPI vesicle coat.
UAGGUCCGCGCAUGCGCCGGUUUGUUGACACGUCGCUCCGGAGGUGUAAGCAGGCCUGGGCGAAGGCAGGAGUUUGGACCAACUAAGUAAUCUCCACAAUUAUUCACCAUGCCACUCCGUCUGGAUGUGAAGCGGAAGUUGACGGCAAGAUCUGACCGGGUGAAGUCAGUGGAUCUACAUCCCACUGAGCCAUGGAUGUUGGCGUCUCUCUACAAUGGCAAUGUUCAUGUGUGGAACAUUGAAAGUCAGCAGCUGGUCAAGAGCUUUGAGGUGUGUGACCUGCCUGUGCGAGCCUCCAGGUUUGUGGCACGCAAGAACUGGGUGGUGACGGGCUCAGAUGACAUGCAGGUGCGUGUGUACAACUACAACACCUUGGAGAGAGUACACCAGUUUGAGGCGCACUCCGACUAUGUGAGGUGCAUUGCUGUCCAUCCCACUCAGCCCUUCAUCCUCACCUGCAGCGAUGACAUGACCAUCAAGCUGUGGAACUGGGACAAGAAGUGGAGUUGCCAGCAGGUGUUUGAGGGACACUCUCAUUACGUGAUGCAGAUUGUUAUCAACCCCAAGGACAACAACACCUUCGCCUCUGCCUCCCUGGAUCGCACUGUCAAGGUGUGGCAGCUUGGGUCCCCACAGCCCAACUUCACCCUAGAAGGCCAUCAGAGGGGAGUGAAUUGUGUGGACUACUACCAUGGUGGAGACAAGCCAUACCUCAUCUCAGGGGCAGACGAUAGCCUGGUCAAGAUCUGGGACUACCAAAACAAGACGUGUGUGCAGACUCUGGAGGGACACUCUCAGAAUGUGUCCUCUGUGUCCUUCCACCCGGAGUUACCAAUCAUCCUGACCGGCUCUGAAGACUGCACAGUGCGGGUGUGGCACGCCAAUACCUACCGCUUGGAGAACACCCUCAACUAUGGGCUGGACCGUGUGUGGUGCAUCUGUGCCCUUAAGGGAUCCAACAAUGUCUGUUUUGGCUACGACGAGGGCAGUGUUAUGGUUAAGGUUGGACGUGAAGAGCCUGCGAUGUCAAUGGACGUGAGUGGAAAGAUUGUUUGGGCAAAGCAUUCAGAAAUCCAGCAGGCCAACCUCAAAGCCAUGGGGGAGGCCGAGCACCAGGACGGUGAGCGGCUCCCCCUGGCAGUGAAGGACCUGGGCGCCUGUGAUAUCUACCCCCAGACCAUUGCACACAACCCCAAUGGAAGGUUUGUGGUGGUGUGUGGGGAUGGUGAAUAUAUUAUCUACACCGCCAUGGCUCUGCGUAACAAGGCGUUUGGUCCUGCCCUAGAAUUUGUGUGGGCUCUCGACUCCUCAGAGUAUGCCAUCCGAGAAUCUAACUUCAGUGUCAAGCUUUUCAAGAACUUUAAAGAAAAGAAAGCAUUCAAACCAGAUUUUGGAUGUGAAGGUAUAUAUGGCGGGUACCUCCUGGGUUGCCGAUCCAGCACCACGGGCCUCGCCUUCUACGACUGGGAGACACAGGAGCUGGUGCGUCGCAUUGAGAUACAGCCCCGCCAGGUGUUCUGGUCUGAGAAUGGAGACUACGUCUGCAUUGCUACUGACACCAAUUAUUUCAUUCUGAAAUAUAGUGCAGAGGCUGUGGCCAAUGCUAGGGAGAAAAAGGAAGGAGUAACAGAAGAUGGAAUUGAAGAUGCAUUUGACUUAGUGGGUGAGGUUCAAGAGGUAGUGAAGACUGGCAAGUGGGUUGGUGAUUGCUUCAUCUACACAAAUUCUGUAAACAGGCUGAAUUAUUAUGUUGGUGGUGAGAUUGUGACCAUUGCUCACUUAGACAGGACUCUCUACCUCCUUGGCUACAUUCCCAAAGAGAACCGGCUCUACCUUGGUGACAAAGAAUUGAAUGUGGUGUCUUAUGAACUCCUUGUCUCUGUGCUGGAGUACCAAACAGCUGUGAUGCGCCGUGACUUCAACACCGCAGACCGUGUGCUGCCAACCAUCCCCCCCGCCCACCGAACACGUGUGGCUCACUUCUUGGAGAAACAAGGCUUCAAGAAACAGGCUCUUGCGGUGUCCACUGAUCCAGAGCACAAAUUUGACUUAGCACUGAGUCUUGGGGAGCUGGAAGUUUGCCACCAGCUGGCAGCGGAGGCAGGUUCAGAGCAUAAGUGGCGUCUAGUGGCGGAUUUAGCACAACAGCGGGGCGACCUGCAGAUGGCCCAGACCUGUUUGCUGCGUGCUCAUGACUACCCUGGACUGCUUCUGCAAGCAACAGCCACGGGUAAUGCGUCCUUCAUCCGGGAAGUAGGAAAGGAGGCCGAGGGUCAGGGCAGAAACAACGUAGCAUUUCUUUCUCAUUUCCUUACUGGCAACCUGAAGGAGUGUCUGGAGCUGCUCAUCAAGACCAACAGGAUUCCUGAGGCAGCAUUCUUUGCCAGAACAUACAUGCCGAGCGAAAUCUCACGUGUGGUGGAAGUCUGGAAGCAGUCAGCAGGAGAGAAGAUCGCACAAACCCUGGCCGAUCCCUCCCAGUAUGACAACCUCUUCCCAGGCAUUAAGGAAGCGCUGAAGACACAGCAGUAUUUGGAAAAGUCCACCAGACCCAUCCCUGCUGCCUCCACCUCCUCUGUGCCGGGGAACCAUGAACGUGAUGCCUUGGAGGAGAUGCGGGCAGCGGAGGCUGCAGGAAGCUUUGUGUACCAGCCGCCAGAAGGGGAGGACCAGGAGUUUGUGGACGCCCCACAGCAGCCGGAGACAACAGGUGCUUCAGGUAUGUUGAAGGAGGAGACAUUGUUUUCUAUGGCUGCUAGUGAACCUGUCCCUGCUGCCGCCUCCAUGCCUCCCACGGCACCCCUGUCAGGUGACUUGCUGAUACCCACCCCAGCCGCUGCUGCUCCCUCAGACUUGGUUUGUGAAGGACCCCAGAGAAGUCUUGGUGAAGAUCUUGAAGGGGGAUAUGAAAUAGGUGUCACUUUAGAAGAGGAACUUGAAGAUAUGUCAGGAUGUGAGAUUUCUGCAGCUCUUGCUGUUGAGAAAGUUGAAGAUGGUCCAUUGAAGUCCAAAUGUGAGGAAGGUGCAUUUGGCCUGGAGAGGAAAUGCUCAGAGAUUUUAUCAGCUGAAGACACUGUAAUGGCAGAUGAGGCCCAUGACUUAGCUAUUGGUGACUCUUUAGUAUUGGGAGGUGGAUCUAGGAUGCAGUGCUCAGUUAAGCCAGAAGGUGCCCUCACAGCUGAGAGUGAGGAGAGUGUCAUGGUGUCAGUGGGCUUGGACAGUAAGGCAAGCACUGUGUCACUGGUAGAGAGGGAUUGUGUCAACGUGUUGGAGUUGAAGGAAGAUGAGGAGUUUCUGUUACCACUAAAGAACGAUGGGGAUGUUUUGUUGCCAGUGAAAGAAGACGAAGAGAAUCUGCUGCCAGUGAAGGAAGAUGCAGCAAAUGUACUGACAUUAGAGGAGGAUAAAGAAAUAAUUCAGCCUGGUGCAAAAGGUAAGCUAGCACUUGGAGAAGGUGCUGAAGUCCAUUUACCAGAUGAGAAAGAUGAGAAUCUGUUCCCUGUGAGAGAAGAUGAAGAAAAUUUACUUCCAGUAGAUGAAGAUGCAGAAAUUCCCUUUUCAAGGGGGAAAGAAAAGAUGCCAGUAGCAGUGGAGGAAGUGGAUGAUAUUUUGUUGCCAAAGACAACAGAUAAGGCACCAAAAUCACAGGAUGACAGUGUCUCAACUCUGAAAGACAAGGAGGAGGAGGCUGAGCAGCAGCAGACCUCAGAGGCUGCAGCAGUGCCUCACCCCUCAGCCAGUCCACCCCUGGACUGGGAUGAUGAUGGAGCAGAGGGCUGGGACCCAGAGGUGGAAGAGAUGAUAGCAGGCAGUGCAUCCAGGCCCACCAUAGACCAGGCGCAGCUGGAGAGGGAGCUGGAGCUAGACAUUGAGAAAGUCCGCAUUGAAGACAACAUUGAUCCUAACGACCUAAACCUGGAUGAGGAGGAGUUGUUGGCUGACUAAGGUGCUGCUGUAGAGUUGAUUGCUGUGAGAUGAUCAUCAAGUUGACAGCUGCAGUAAAUUUGAGUUGUUGUGUAAAUAGCAAGGUUAUAUAUGUAUGAAUGUGGACUCGAUAGCUUAGUGUCAAGUUUAAGUGCUUAUAUCUUUUGCAGGCAAAAAUUGAAAAGAAAAAUGGUAUAAAAUUUUUCCAAGUUUUAAAGACCCUAAUAGAUCAAGAAUAGAAUCUUAGGUGUGGGAGUAUUUAUAGUUGUUUUGAUCACUUACAGUGGAUAUAUUUUUAUGACUAGGAGAGUAGUACAGUUACUGUUUUCUGUUAUUAAAUUUCUUUACACUUUCAUUCCAUGUCAGUUUUUUCUUUUUUAUUAUUACUUGAAAAUAAAAUAUAUCAAAA